UAGCUGAAGGAGGUCCGUGUCUGCAGGAGGUGGAGCUCAGCCUCUUCCUCCAUCUCCGGUUCUUCAGUGUGUCCGCGGGUUCCGCAGCAGCCGGAGCGAAGAACCUGCAGCAGGAACGCGCGCACAUCCUGCACCUGAAAGCGCCUACGAUGUUCCCGGACGCGCCUCUGCCGUCCCGGAAAACCGCGCGCUGAUUUUGCCUCGUGCGUAAUAGUCCGGCUCCGCGCGCGCUGCUCAUCAUGGCUUAUCCUCAGGGUUUCAUCUUCCAGCCGUCCGUGUCGCUGGCUCUGCAGUGCCCAACCUUCGGCUCCGGGGUGGUCCUCGGACCGCGGACCGAGGAACUUGGUCGCUCCUCUUCGGGUUCUGCCUUUGCUCCGUACUCCGGAUCGGUGACGUCUCCCGGGUUCAACUCGCACCUUCCGUUUGGCGGGGAGCCCCGGGCCGCCGGCACCCUCAACUCUUUUGUGAGUCCAGGCUACGACCCGUCCUCAGGCUUAUCCGGAUCUCUGGACUACCACCCGUUCGGGCCCCUGGGUCCCUACCCAUAUGGAGACCCCACCUACAGGAAGAACGCCACCCGGGAUGCCACGGCCACGCUGAAGGCCUGGCUCAACAAGCACCGCAAGAACCCGUAUCCCACCAAGGGGGAAAAGAUCAUGCUGGCCAUCAUCACCAAGAUGACACUGACACAGGUCUCCACCUGGUUCGCCAAUGCUCGCCGGCGCCUGAAGAAGGAAAACAAGAUGACCUGGACCCCCCGUAACCGAAGCGAGGAUGAGGAGGAGGAGGACAUAGACCUGGAGCGCAACGAGGAGGAAGAGCCGAUGAAGAUGAACGCGGAUGAGACAGAGAACGUGACCCGUCGGGCCCUGGACUCCUGUGUUCUGGCCUUCCGGGACGACAGCGAUGUGGAUCGAGGUUUCAGUGAUCCGGACUCUGGGGACCAGAGACUGGCCCACCAGCCGGGUCCCACCCCUGUGUCGGGGGCCCCUCCUCAGAACCAGGCCCUGAACUUGCUCAGAGUUUCUGAGUCAUCAUUGAGUCCACCCCCUAAAGAACAUGUGGACUCCUGUGGUGCCACCCAGGGGCCAAAUUCGGGCCCCAAACCAAAACUGUGGUCCCUGGCCGAGAUCGCCACGUCAGAUAAAAGUAAAGGAGGCAUCGACUUCUCACAGAGUGGGUUGGCAGUUCAGAACCCAUUCUCCCACGGUACCACCCUGACCCGACACCUGUACUACACCUCCCCCUUCAUCCCUGGAUACUCCAGCUUUGGACCCCUGGGGCCUCUGCACGGUGCCGGUUCGCAUCUAAACGGAUUACAGCAGAAGAUUCUGCAGAGGGCUGAAGCUGCAGCCCGAGACUGCCGGUUCCCCAACCAGAACCAGAAUCAGAACCAGCUGGAGCUGCACAAAGUCAAGAGAGGCAUGACAAACGUGUAGAGGCUGCUUUUCCAUAGUUGAGCUAGCCGGACCUGAAUCAGCUGGUUCUGGUGGUAGAAUGGGCCGAACCCGGAGACAUAACCAGCUGGACCCAUAGGCAGAACCGGCCGAAUGUGGAGGCAUGACCAUCUGGUUCUGGUGGUAGAACUGGCCGGAUCUGGAGGCAGAACCAGCUGGACCCGGAGGCAGAACCGGCCGAAUGUGGAGGCAUAACCAUCUGGUUCAGGUGGUAGAACUGUCCAGAUCAGGAGGCAGAACCAGUAGGUUCUGAGUGGCAGAACCAGAUGGACCUGGUGGCAGAACCGGUUGGGUGUGGAGGCAGAACAAGCCGGUUCUGGUGGUGGAUUCUGGGCGCUCCGGCUUUGAUUGAUUUCCCUUCAGAUGGUUUUUCUAUGUUGAUCCGAUGUAACCUUCGUGGCCCGGUUCUGCACCGAGUCUCAUUAAAAGACAAUUUUCUUAAAGUCUUAAAGUGAUGCCUGCGUUUAUUUCCUCCAACUGAACCGAACCAGGAUCCCAGGCUCGUUGGAAAAUAUCUGCAGCUGCUCACGUUCGGUCCCAGUUGAGUUUAGCUCUGAUCAGGUUCUGUUCAGCUUCAGAACCAAACUUAGCAGAAUUCAUUUCAACUGUGGGCUUCUGAUCAGAACCGGGUCCACAGUGAGUCAAAGAUCCGUUUUUAUCCCGUUUGAAUCAUCAGUCUAAAUGUGGAUUCAGAGCUGUCCAUCACUGAUCCAGUUUCUUCUGAUGGACUGACCCAGUCUUUAAAUAACCGGAUCAAACCGGCAGCACUUGUUCACAAACUCAUAAAAUAUGGAGGCAGAAAAGCGUCACAAUGACAUGCAUAAAUACAGAUUUGA
This is a messenger RNA of Melanotaenia boesemani (Boeseman's rainbowfish), 2293 nucleotides long. Its product is annotated as iroquois-class homeodomain protein IRX-5-like. The record is from RefSeq and is a predicted model, not a curated record. The coding region runs from base 240 to 1439 and encodes 399 amino acids. Lineage: Eukaryota; Metazoa; Chordata; Actinopteri; Atheriniformes; Melanotaeniidae. Gene Ontology annotation, biological process: cell development; regulation of transcription by RNA polymerase II; neuron differentiation. The transcript has 3 exons. Gene Ontology annotation, cellular component: nucleus. Gene Ontology annotation, molecular function: RNA polymerase II cis-regulatory region sequence-specific DNA binding; DNA-binding transcription factor activity, RNA polymerase II-specific.